This is a messenger RNA of Salvia hispanica, 486 nucleotides long. The record is from RefSeq and is a predicted model, not a curated record. Lineage: Eukaryota; Viridiplantae; Streptophyta; Magnoliopsida; Lamiales; Lamiaceae.
AUGAACACAACUCAGAAGCUCAUCUUCUUCACUACUUCAUCUCUCUUGAUUCUCUCACUCAUCCAUGCUGCUGCUGAUGCAAAGUGCAAUCCUUGUGCCUGCGGUGCUAUUUGCAAUAUCACCUCUCCUUUUCGCCUCAAGAGCGACCCCAGCAACUGCGGCCAUCCCAAAUUCGAACUCACCUGUGAAAACAAUGCCACCUUCACCUAUCUAAACUCUAUCAAAUACCAUGUCAAAGAUAUCAACUACCAAAACUCCACCAUUAGGCUGGUUGAUGCUUCCCUAAACAACGGUACAAUCUGCUCUUUCCCCAUCACUUCCUCAUAUCCCUACGACUUCAUCGUUCGUUCUCCAUACUAUUCUUCCUAUCCCGGUAGAGAAUCAUCUGUUGUCUUGAUCAGCUGUCCCGAUCCGAUGAACAAUACCAAGAAACUCAGAGAUCUCUUAUCAGGACCUAAUCGUAAGGAUUCCAACUUUGAUUUCUAA